Molecule: messenger RNA, 2435 nt
Organism: Talpa occidentalis (Iberian mole)
Lineage: Eukaryota; Metazoa; Chordata; Mammalia; Eulipotyphla; Talpidae
Gene: BORA
Product: BORA aurora kinase A activator
Exons: 13
Coding region: 85-1767 (560 amino acids)
Biological process (GO): activation of protein kinase activity; regulation of mitotic nuclear division; regulation of mitotic spindle organization
Cellular component (GO): nucleus; cytoplasm
Molecular function (GO): protein kinase binding
Source: RefSeq, a predicted model, not a curated record
ACUUUCUGGCCUUCCCUCUUGUCCCGAAUCGGAGAGCUCACUUUUCCCGGCUUUGGAUCCCCCGGUUUGCUAGUCCCGGGAUGAAUGGGAGCAGCGAUUUUCUCACUGUGCUAUGGAGAUGUCAAGGAAUCAAAAAUGCAAAUAACACCGGAAACUCCAGGAAGGAUUCCCGUUUUAAAUCCUUUUGAAAGUCCUGGUGAUUAUUGUAAUCUCCAUGAACAAACUCUCUCCAGUCCAUCAGUUUUUAAAUCAACGAAAUUACCAACUCCAGGGGAAUUUAGAUGGUCUAUUGAUCAACUAGCUGUAAUAAAUCCUGUAGAAAUAGACCCCGAAGACAUUCAUCGUCAAGCUUUAUACUUAAGUCGUUCUCGAAUAGAUAAAGAUGUGGAAGACAAAAGACAAAAAGCCAUUGAAGAGUUUUUCACUAAGGAUGUCAUUGUACCCUCUCCUUGGACUGAUCAUGAUGGGAAACAGAUUCCAGAGUAUCAUUCCGGUAAAUGUAUUAACAUAAAUAAUGAAUCUCCAGUUGGAAGAAAGCUUACUAUUAAUUCUGAGAAAAGUAAUGCUGCUUGUCAGACGUUAUUGUCUCUUCCUGUGGAUUUUAAUUUAGAAAAUAUACUUGGUGACUAUUUUAGAGCGGAUGAAUUCACAGAUCAAUCUCCUGGAAACCUCAGUUCUUCGUCCCUCAGGAGAAAGCUAUUUCUAGAUGGCAAUGGAAGUAUUUCAGACUCUUUACCUCCUGCAUCUCCCACAAGUCCUCAUGCUGGUGCUCAAACAUCACUUGAAGUUUUUUAUUCAAUAGAUUUAUCUCCUGUACAGUGCAAGAGCCCUGUGCAGACACCAAGUUCGGGGCAGUUUUCUUCUAGCCCUAUUCAUGGUAGUGCGAAAAAGUACAGUUUGGGAAGUAUUACCAAUCCUUCACCUAUUCCAUCACCCACUUUCUCACCAGUCACAUUUAAAAUAGGAAUGACACCACUCUCAGAACAAAGGAAGUUUACUCUGCACUCUCCUGAUGGAACCCAUUCUAAUGGAAUUACUAAUCCAUGUAUCAGAAGUCCUUACAUAGAUGGCUGCUCGCCAAUUAAAAAUUGGUCUCCAAUGAGACUUGAGAUGUGUCGAGGUGGUGCUCAGUAUAGGACCUCACUGAUUCGAAUACCUUUUACUCUCGAGACUCAUAGUGAAGAUGAAGAAGAUAAAGCAACCAUUCAUUCCACCGAUGCCUCAUCACCAGCCCUGGGCCCUGCUGGGGUACACCUGCAUCAGCUGCAUGGUGACGCUUCUCCGCACAAUGCACAUUUGGUGGUGACUGCCAUGUCUAUUACAGAGAAUCAAUCCAGUGCUUCCGAGAAAGAAUUUAUACUGCUCCCAGAUGUUGAAAGUGAGAAGGAGAAUAAUACUGUGGAUAUGGGUGACCUGAUAGAGACAGCUGAUGAAAACACUUGGAUUAAGGAGCCAGUUGACAAUGGUAGUUUACCUCUGACUGAUUCCGUGAGUGGGAUUGCCUUCAGUAUUGAAAAUUCUCAUAUGUGCAUGUCACCUCUUGCAGAAAGCAGUGUCAUUCCUUGUGAAAAUAGCAACAUCCAGAUGGAUAGUGGCUAUAAUACACAGAAUUGUGGGAGUAACGUUAUGGAUAUGGUUGGAGCAGAAAGUUACUGUAAGGAAAAUGAUGUACAAGCCUUGGAAGUCGAGAAUAAAUCUCAAGUUUUUAAUACAAAGCAAGAUCACACAACACAAAGGUUUUGGAUGAAAACAGCAAAUCUUCCUUAGCACAGCAGUCCAUAGAAUACCUCUUUCAGAACCAAAGACUAUUGGAGUCGUCUAGUACUACAGUUUUGCAACAAAGACUGUAAGGCACAUAGAGCCUAAAAUGUUUGGCCCUUUAUCGAAAGUCUUGCUGACUUCUGAGGUGCAUUACGCCAUGACCUGGACCCAAGAUGACUCAAGCUUAGUUUCCUUCAACUGACAGUUUUGCCUCAGUAUAUGGAUGUUUCAUACAGGUAAAGUAAACAUUCAACAACAAAGUGUCUAAAUGGUUGCAUACAUUGUAAUUAUCCCCACCUGGUAUACCUGUUCAUGUAUUUGCCAGUCUUGUUUCACACUGUGCCUCAAGCUACUUUGAAGGAAGAGGUCAUUUACUUGACUGGUGAUGUGCAUGGUAUAAUGUGGAUACUUUAGAAAUAAAAGUAAAGGGGCCUCCCCUGGUGGCGCAGUGGUUGAGCGCUGGGCAGCGAAGCUCCCGCAUUCUCUGCAGCGCCGGUAUGAUCCCCGGCCGCUGGCGAGGGUCCCACAUGGUACUACAGACCUCUCCUGCUGCCUGCUGCUCCCCUCAGCAGUGUAUUUCGUCAGUCUGCCUGUUCUGUUCCUCGCUCUGGCUCUGGUGAAUUCUCUCACCCUCCCGCGUUUCUGACUGUACCCAGUGCUUGUAUAAAUAAAUA